AUGGCGGCAUCAACGAUGUUUGGAUCCGUGCGCAGUUCAGAGGCCAUGACGACGCCGACCGGCUGCGCGGAAUACUCGAAUCCACCCUCCGCUCGCAAUGGUGGGAUCUGCAUCUUCCUACGCCAGGCAAUGACCUCGAUGCAUUCGUCAACGACGGCAAAUGCCUAUUCUGUGACACAUACUGGAUAUGGUCAAGACUGGCUUUCCCCUUUUGUGUCCACAAGCAUCUCGAUUAUCACCCUCCUAUGCUCUCAUCCCGUACCCGUGGCAUUUUGGUUCUCUCCUCAGCCAUUCUUGUCGUGGGCAUAUUUGCACGCACGUACAGGCGUCGUUGACGGGUCUUCCAUCAUUCACCGUGAUGGCAUCUUCGACGAGCUGUUCUAG
Messenger RNA from Serendipita indica DSM 11827, 384 nucleotides. The record is from the annotation of a GenBank genome assembly. NCBI's taxonomy places the organism in Eukaryota, Fungi, Basidiomycota, Agaricomycetes, Sebacinales, Serendipitaceae.